Equus quagga is the source of this 546-nucleotide messenger RNA. Its product is annotated as glycosylation-dependent cell adhesion molecule 1-like. NCBI's taxonomy places the organism in Eukaryota, Metazoa, Chordata, Mammalia, Perissodactyla, Equidae. The record is from RefSeq and is a predicted model, not a curated record. Bases 1 to 546 code for a protein of 181 amino acids. The transcript has 5 exons.
AUGGCAGAUGGGAACUUCGAUGCAGCAACGCUAAGCAGCCUCCCCAGGGAAGAUGGAGCCUGCUACAGCUCCACCACGAAACUCUUCACCAUCAUGCUGCUGGCUAGCUUAGCCUCGACCUCUCUUGCCAUCCUUAAUGAUGAGUCUGAGCCAGAAGAUGAAAUCCACUUGCAGUCUCAGCCCACAGAUGCCUCAGUUCAUCGCCAGCAGCCACCCCAGGAAAGACACUGUGAGGACCUUUCUAAGCAGGCUUCCACCUCCAGGGAAGAGCUGGUUUCUGAAGAGGCCGCUGUGAUCAGAGGCAGCGGGAGACCAAAGAAUCAAGAGCCCGCGCUGCUGCACUCCACACCCCAGGGGGACAGUUUCCGGAAUGCUGCCCCUCGGUUAGAAGAGACUACAGAACUUCCUCCCAGGGCUGGCAGGGGCCGGGGGCAGGGGGAAGAGGCUGGGCAGGCAUUAAGCAGAAAUCGGGACAAAACAAUGAAAGAAACCAUGAAUUAUCCAAAAAGCCUACUCCCUCGUGCCAGUGAAGUCAUGAAGCCCUAA